AUGGGCGAGCCACUCAACGUGUUGAUGAUCGGUACCGGCGAGUACACCACCGGCUUCGUUGGCGGUGGCGCCUCUGGCUCCGACAAGAAGGUUGGUGUCAUCGGUCUGUCCCUGUUCGACCUGAGGCGGCGCGGCAAGGUCAACAACUUGUCGAUGGCCGGCACCAACGGCACCAAGUUCCCCGCCAUUCGCGAGCACCUCGACAAGAACAUCUCCAAGGUCUACAACAACCUCGACAUCUCGUUCGACUCGUACCCCGCCAACGACGUCAAGGACGCCGAGUCCUACAAGGUGGCCAUUGACGCGCUGAAGCCCGGUGACGCCAUCACCAUCUUCACGCCCGACACCACCCACUUCCCCAUCGCCCUCUACGCCAUUGAGCGCGGCAUCCACGUCCUCGUCACAAAACCCGCCGUCAAGCUCCUCGAGCACCACCAGCAGCUCAUCAAGGCCGCCGAGGAGAAGGGCGUCUACGUCUUUGUCGAGCACCACAAGCGCUUCGACCCCGCCUACUCGGACGCCCGCCACAAGGCCCAGAGCCUCGGCGACUUCAACUACUUCUACUCACCUGGGCCGGUGUCGAUUCGGACAUCUCCCUACUUACCUCACUCGCACCACAUUGACAUUUGCGACUCCAUGGUCACCCAGCAGGGCUACCUGCCCGUCAAGGUCUCGGCCUCGGCCUCCAAGGGCGUGGCCACCGACCUCGGCUGCGACCCCGCCACCGAGGACACCAUCUCGCUGAUCGUGCAGUGGGCCCGCAAGGACGACCCCUCGAAGCGCGCGACGGGUGUCUACACGGCCUCCUGGACGGCGCCCCAGCGCGCCGGCGUCCACUCGAACCAGUACUUCCACUACCUCGCCCAGAACGGCGAGAUCCGCAUCGACCAGGCCAAGCGCGGCUACGACGUCGCCGACGACUCGCUCGGCCAGCUCAUGUGGUACAACCCCUUCUACAUGCGCUACGCCCCCGACGAGGACGGCAAUUUCAACGGCCAGACGGGCUACGGCUACAUCUCCAUUGAAAAGUUCGUCGACGGCUGUCGUCAGGUCAACAGCGGCGCCCUGAAGCCCGAGGACCUCAACAAGAAGGGCCUGCCGACGCUGAGGAACACAAUCGCCACGACGGCCAUCCUCGAGGCCGGCCGUCGCAGCAUUGACGAGGGCCGUGACAUUAAGAUUGAGGAGGAGAACGGUUUCUGGAAGCUGGUGUAG
Messenger RNA from Verticillium dahliae VdLs.17, 1215 nucleotides. Its product is annotated as D-galacturonic acid reductase. The record is from RefSeq and is a predicted model, not a curated record. The transcript has 3 exons. Gene Ontology annotation, cellular component: cytoplasm. Gene Ontology annotation, molecular function: nucleotide binding; oxidoreductase activity. Gene Ontology annotation, biological process: NADPH regeneration. The coding region runs from base 1 to 1215 and encodes 404 amino acids. NCBI's taxonomy places the organism in Eukaryota, Fungi, Ascomycota, Sordariomycetes, Glomerellales, Plectosphaerellaceae.